Lactuca saligna is the source of this 1209-nucleotide messenger RNA. The record is from the annotation of a GenBank genome assembly. Lineage: Eukaryota; Viridiplantae; Streptophyta; Magnoliopsida; Asterales; Asteraceae.
AUGCCUGCAUCCCUAAUAAAAGGUCUUACAGUCUCCCAACCUGGCUUCAAUAGAAAGAUUGAAAUACUCAUCAUAGUCUUGCCAACUUUGGUGGUCUUAAUGGGCCUGUCUGUAGCAGUGUAUGCUUUCAGCAUGAAAAAGAAAAGGUCUUACAUCAAAGGUCGAGGUCGAAGGGUACACUCCACUGAUAGACAUAAUUCAGAUGUAGAGAAGGAAGAUCUAGAGAUGAAUUUUUUUAGCUUAUCUAUAAUAACCAAGGCUACCAAUAACUUUUCAAUCAACAAUAAGCUUGGAGAAGGUGGCUUUGGUCCUGUUUACAAGGGAGUAUUGGAAACAGGACAAGAAAUAGCUGUGAAGCAACUUUCUAGAACUUCUGAACAGGGUUAUGAUGAAUUCUACAAUGAAGUUGUUUGUGUUGCUAAACUUCAACAUCGGAAUCUUGUGAAGCUUGUUGGAUACUGCAUGGAUGGAGAUGAAAGGAUCCUGAUUUAUGAAUACAUGUCUAACAAAAGCCUGGACUUACUUCUAUUUGAUGAAACCAAAAGUUGCAUGCUUGACUGGCCUCAACGUUUUUGCAUCAUCAAUGGGAUUGCUAGAGGAAUGCUUUAUCUCCAUCAAGAUUCUCGCCUUCGAAUCAUACACAGAGACCUGAAAGCAGCCAAUAUUCUGUUGGAUCAUGACAUGAACCCUAAAAUAUCAGAUUUUGGCCUUGCUAGAGAGUUUGAAGGAAACCAGAUUACAGCCAAAACAAAGAAAGUAGUUGGAACAUAUGGUUAUAUAUCACCCGAAUAUGCACUUCAUGGGCGUUUCUCUGUAAAAUCAGAUGUGUUUAGUUUUGGUGUUUUGGUGCUGGAGAUAGUGAGUGGGAAGAAAAACAGAGAAUUCUCACAUGAAGAUCUCAAUGAUAACCUUCUUGGACAUGCAUGGAGACUAUAUACAGAAGGCAAGUACCUUGAACUCAUGAGCCCAUCUUUACACAACUCAUGCAUUAUCUCAGAGGUGAAAAGAUCAAUACAUGUUGGGCUAUUAUGUGUACAAAAUCAUGCACAAGAUAGGCCAACUAUGUCCUCUGUGGUUAUGAUGUUGGGUGGUGAUGGAUCACUACCUCCACCUAGACAACCUGCUUUCUUUGCUGAAGAAGGUUCACGUAAGCACUACACUUUUUCCAAAGUUGAUGAAGCAACUAUAACAUUGUUGGUUCCUCGGUAG